Molecule: messenger RNA, 531 nt
Organism: Rodentolepis nana
Lineage: Eukaryota; Metazoa; Platyhelminthes; Cestoda; Cyclophyllidea; Hymenolepididae
Source: the annotation of a GenBank genome assembly
AUGCGUGCAAGUGGAAAACUUAAGUUGUACGUCGUUGUUGGGCGUAAAAACCCAACCGAGAAGGAGCCGAAGCCCGUUCCUUAUCGUAUGCGCAUUUUUGCGCCUGAUUCGGUUACUGCCAAGUCCCGUUUCUGGUACUUCAUUCGCCAAUUGAAAAAGAUGAAGAAAGGUUCCGGUGAAAUCGUUUCAUGUAAAAGAAUUUACCCAAAGAAGCCUUUGGUUGUCAGGAACUAUGGUAUUUGGAUUCGUUAUGAUUCCAGAUCUGGUACUCACAAUAUGUACAAAGAGUACCGCGAUAUGACUGAGGAAGGUGCUGUCACUCAACUUUAUCGUGAGAUGGGUGCCCGUCAUCGUGCUCGCGCAACCUCCAUCCAGGUUAUUAAGGUUGAAGUGGUACCCGACGAGAAGUGCCGUCGUCCGCAUGUUAAGCAGUUCCAUGAUAAAAACCUUAAGUUCCCACUUCCUCAUCGCGUCAACAGGCAACUGCACACUCCUCGUUUCACAACGACACGUCCUCUUACUACUUUCUAA